CGCGACCAAGGCGCAGCUACGACACAGUUGACCGUCAUGAGGGAGGACGCCUUGGUUAGACUUCCCUGAUCGCCCAUUUAUAACUACACGCACUGCAACAGUCCCUUUUUCCUUGGCGCCCGUUCGUCCUAAACCUUGCUCCGCUUUCCUGGGUGCAUCAACAAGAUUUGUCUCCAUCAUGGCUUCUUUACUUCGACAGAUCGUUGCGGGACCUCGAGCACGGCACGCCGAGUCGGACCUGGACCUUUGCUAUGUCACCAACAGUAUCAUUGCAACGUCGGGUCCAUCUGGCACAUAUCCCCAAAGAGCUUACCGAAACCCGCUCGAUCGGCUCGUAACCUUCCUCGACUCGAAGCACAAGGACCAGUGGGCGAUAUGGGAGUUCCGCGCAGAGGGCACAGGGUACCCGGACGAAGAGGUCUACGGCCGUGUGCGACAUUACCCGUGGCCUGAUCACCACCCGCCCCCGUUCCGCCUGAUUCCCAUGAUCAUGGCCAGCAUGCGGAACUGGCUUCAGGGAGGCGAUCUCGAGCCGGGCAUUGUUGCCGUCAGUGCUGCUGGCAAGACUGCCGAGGGUGACGACAAGAGAGUUGUGGUCGUUCACUGCAAGGCUGGCAAGGGUAGGAGUGGAACGGUGUCGUGCAGCUACCUCAUCUCCGAGUGCGGCUGGAAGCCGGAAGAAGCUCUUACGAGGUUCACGGAGAGGAGGAUGCGACCCAAGUUUGGAGCGGGUAUCUCAAUUCCCAGCCAGCUUCGAACGAUUACAUAUGUCGACCGGUGGACUCGAGGAGGGAAGAAGUACGUUGAUCGGGCUAUUGAGAUCAUGGAGAUCCAUGUCUGGGGUCUGCGAAGUGGUGUCAAGUUCGAUGUCGAAGGUUUCGCAGAGGAGGGGAAGAAAAUCAAGGUCUUUCACACAUUCAAGAAGAGCGAGAGGAUUGUCGUUCAGGGCGACACACCGAGCGGAGGCGGAGUCGGUUCUAUGGUAUCCGAUCUCGCCAGCGUCAGUGUCAAACCUACGGAAAAGGCCCCCGCCGCGGCGCCUUUGUCAGAACCAACCAACACGAACAAUUCAAAGAAAAGCAGCUCAGACAAGGAGACUUCCGGACCUGAGCAGGAUGAUGCUACGCCUUCGCGUAGCGAGUCAAAGAAGCUGCGCAAUGCAAAGACGACUUCCUUGAUCCACACACCCGAGCCGAGCGCGGCUCAGAAGAGAAGCGAUACAGAUGCUCCGCUAGCAGGACAGUCGAGAACACCACCCCAAGGGAAGUCAAACGGUGGCGAAGACGGUGAGCCCGGCGGUAUGGCCGUUAUCCUCAAGCCAACGGAGCCUAUCCACAUUCCCAAUAGCGAUGUCAAUAUCUCUGUGGAGCGUCGUAACCGUACUUCAUCCUCCAUGGGCCUGACGAUGGUGACCGCCGUCGCUCACGUUUGGUUCAACGUCUUCUUCGAGGGCAACGGCCCGGAGCAAGACGGCAAGGCUGACGCUAGCGGUGUCUUUGAGAUUAGCUGGGAUGCCAUGGACGGCAUUAAGGGCUCUAGCCGCAAAGGAUCUCGCGCGUUUGAUAAGAUUGCCGUGGUUUGGCGUGUGGCGGACUCACAGCGAGCCGAAGAUGGCGGCGACGAGGUCAUUUCUCCAACGGACGGGGAGAUCAUCAACGAGCCAUCUUCCGGGUCCCCUGUUCCGCAGAUGCAGGCUGCCGACUGGAAGGGUCACAACAAAGAGGACCCUGUCGCGGAGAAGCAUCUCGGACUGAGGAACGAAAGCCCCGAGAGUGCGGACGUGAGCCGAGCGAGCAGCGUCAAGGAUGAUGCGGGCGUUCUGAACGGUGGCAAGGAUGGUAAUGAUACGGAUUCGAUGGAGGGCGUGAAGACCAGUGGUCCGUUUGGGGAGGAGCAGCUUGAUGCUGAGGAUGUUGAUGUGAAGAAGGUUGAGAAGGAGGCUGUGGAGGGGAGCUUGAACAGGCAGGCGGAGCCUGGGCCUGAGUUGCUGGAUGCUCCUGACACAGCGAGCGGGACGACGGCGAUUGGGAGCACGGAAGUGAAGAAGUGAGCCACGCCGCGUGAGUCCUGGCUACGGCGCUUGUGUAGAGCGUUGUUGUUUCAUGUAUGUGUAGGGUUGUUGAUACCAUGAUGAGGGGAAGGAUGGCUAUAGACGAUUAAUUCCAUUCACGACCUUCCUUACCAACGGCGUUCUUGCCACACCAGAAAGUCGAGUGCUUACCAAGGCCCAAAGCUGAAG
Molecule: messenger RNA, 2239 nt
Organism: Colletotrichum phormii
Lineage: Eukaryota; Fungi; Ascomycota; Sordariomycetes; Glomerellales; Glomerellaceae
Product: dual specificity phosphatase
Exons: 2
Coding region: 179-2050 (623 amino acids)
Biological process (GO): regulation of phosphatidylinositol 3-kinase/protein kinase B signal transduction; phosphatidylinositol 3-kinase/protein kinase B signal transduction; cell motility
Cellular component (GO): nucleus; cell projection; cytosol
Molecular function (GO): phosphatidylinositol-3,4,5-trisphosphate 3-phosphatase activity; protein tyrosine phosphatase activity; protein tyrosine/serine/threonine phosphatase activity
Source: RefSeq, a predicted model, not a curated record